This is a messenger RNA of Rotaria sp. Silwood2, 1293 nucleotides long. The record is from the annotation of a GenBank genome assembly. NCBI's taxonomy places the organism in Eukaryota, Metazoa, Rotifera, Eurotatoria, Philodinida, Philodinidae.
AUGCCAUUUAUAGAAUUAAUUCCAUUAAAUAAAGGCAAUCAUAUUAUUCUUGAUGAUACUAUCAUAACAACAAUUGGUCGUACACCAAACAUUGGUUGUUUAGAUAAUAAAAUAUCUCGUAAUCAUGCUCAAUUAUUUAUUAAAUCUGAUGGAACAUUAUGGAUAAAACCUAUACAUCAUAAUCCAACAUUUUAUAAAACAAAAACAAAUCAAAUAGUUACUCUAACAAAAAAUAAAGAAUAUCAAUUACAUCAUAAUGAUCAAUUUGGUCUUUUACCAGAUGAAUAUUUUUAUCGAGUUUCUAUUCAAUCAAAAGAUAAACAAUUAGAAAAGCUUUCUGAUUCAAAUCAAAUAAUAAAUUCAUCAACAAUACCAAAAUCUUCAAUUAAAGACAAUGAAGUUUUAACAAUUGAGAAUCAUGAUGAGAAGAAAUUCGAAGUAACAACUAGUUCCAUUUCGGAUAAAACUCGUGCAUUACCAACUUGGAUGUCUAAUAGUUCAAUAUCAACAUCAUCAUCACAUGAUAAAGAACAAAACAAAGAAACAUCGAUCACUACUUCAUCGACUAUAAAGCAAACAUAUUCUGAGGGAAAAAAGACUAAAGAGAUUGUUUAUGAUGACGAUGAUGCUGAACUUACUUCAGUUACUUCUUCCACAGAACAAGCUAGUACAUCUAAUGAUGUCGAUCUAACUACAAAUUGUCAAACAUCAUCAAUAGUUAACAAUCCUAUCAAACGUGAACGAUGUCCAUAUGGAGAAUCGUGUUAUAGAAAAAAUCUAGCUCAUCGACAACAAGCUAUUCAUCCUGGUGAUUCAGAUUGGAAUGCUGAAGAAAAUAAUAAAAAUAAAACAAAACCUGAAUGUCCAUAUGGUAAUGAAUGUUAUCGAAAAAAUUCUGAUCAUUUGAAUGAAUAUCAUCAUCCUAAAAAACGAUGUAUUGAAAUUAAAUCUAAACAACGCACAACUAAACGUAAAGCAAAUGAAGAUGAAGAUGAUGAUGAUGAUGGUUUACCAAAUGAAUAUGAUUAUAAUGAUAGUUUUAUCGAUGAUGAAGAGCUUGAUGAUAGUAACCGUAUUACUGAUCAAGAAGAGAUUAUUGAAUCUGACGAUGAUACUGAAUGGAAACCACCAAAAAAUUCUCGGUGUUUUGAUGAAUCUGAUGAUGAUUCGUCAGAUGAUAGUGAAAUUGAUUUAACUAAACAAGAAGCAGUUGAAUUUGUCAAAGGUUCAACUGCUGAAAAUCAUGGUCCAGUCAUUAAAAAACCCCGUUUUGAAGACGAAAGUGAUGAUUAA